Molecule: messenger RNA, 3573 nt
Organism: Lineus longissimus
Lineage: Eukaryota; Metazoa; Nemertea; Pilidiophora; Heteronemertea; Lineidae
Product: neuralized-like protein 2
Exons: 3
Coding region: 169-972 (267 amino acids)
Biological process (GO): intracellular signal transduction
Molecular function (GO): ubiquitin protein ligase activity
Source: RefSeq, a predicted model, not a curated record
CACAUUCAAGUUCUGAUAAAUAUUGGCGGAAUGGGAAUAAAUCAAGAAUUGUUUAGAAGUUGGCUACGUUUUGUAUGAACUAUUUUCAGGUUCUAAUCAUCGGACUAACAUUAGGAUUCUUCUUCGUCUGCCAGGGGUUUUGAGAUGCAUGCUGGAUAGCUUGCCAAAAUGCCAACCAGAUUUCAUUCAUUUCAUGGCCAGAAUAUCCGUCUGGAGGAUGAAAACAUGGUCGCCACCCGUGUCUCGAGUUUUGCUCACGCCAUAUGUUUCGGAGAAAAGCCACUAACGCCGGCGGAGAUCUUUCUAAUCGAGUUGGAGAAAAACGAAGGUGGAUGGAGUGGACAUUUACGGAUUGGUUUGACGCAACACGUUCCAAGUAAACGAAUGCCAUUGCCACAAUAUGCGCUCCCCGAUCUUGCCAACAUGGGAAAGUCGUGGAUUUUUGCAGUGACUAAGUCUCAUAAUCGUGUUUACAUGGAGGACGUAUCGGGCGAUUGGCCGGAGCGUAAACCAUACGAGUCUAUCCUAAGUAACGGACAAUUCGUUCAAUCUAGUCGCGGAUCGUUUCAACCGAACUUGCUAAAACCUUUAAUGAAAUAUCGUAAAGCUGAUGUGGACAGUGAUGGGAUAAGUUCCGAUUCUAGUAGUAACGGAAAUCUUUUGCCGACCGAUGUCGGAAGUCGUAUCGGAGUGAUGUAUGUGAUAGCAGAGGACAAGGCGGAAAUGCAUUUUAUUAUCAACGGUGAAGACCAGGGGCCUUGUGCGCGUGAAAUUCCUUAUAAGGAUGGCCCGUUAUAUGCCGUAGUGGACGUCUAUGGGACAACGAAACAGGUGCGGGUCAUACAAUUAUACACAGAGCUUUCACUCCAACACGCCUGCCGUGACAUAAUUCUCAAACACACCAAGAAGAAUGCCAUCAAACAGCUGCCACUGCCUAACAAGUUAAAGGAAUAUCUACGCUACGAGAUAUGAAAGAUCACAGUAUUCUGCAAACCAACACAUUUUUGUGAGGUUUUAUUUUUGCGAUUUUUGUGAAAAUUUCUCAAAAAAGAAUUUUUGGCAAUUUUUGCUUAUUGCAAAUUUAGAUUAUUCAUGAAAUCUGCAAAAAUUGAACGCCCAGCAGAAUUAUGUGGUUUCCAGUAUAUUCAAUCAAUGCUGUGAAUGUGAUAGUUCUUCAGUCAUCGCUGAUAACAGAGAUGCGACAUUUCCGAAUUUUGGUGGAUUACCGUUUUUUUCUCAUCCUGAAAAGGAUUUGUGGUUCUGGCUCACCGCGAAGGCUAACUUGGUGUCUUGUCAUUAAAAUCAAUACGUUAAUCAGAAAGGUCACUGCCAUCAGUUUUCAAUAACAAAUGUUAUGAUCAAGAGUGGUUCACUCAUAAAUUAUCAUGUUUAUGACACCGAUUUCGACAAUGGCUAUUGAUUAAAAAGAACGGGAUCGAAAUCGAAAUUUGUAUUUGUUGGAUUUAAGUUCAAGGUCCUUUCAGAAUUGUUUGCUGCCUAGAGGGUGUCCCACUUCAGGAACUCGUAUUUUCCUUCUAGCUGUGCCAUUAUUCUUGUCUGUAUUAUAACGUAAAGAUCUAGGAUCCGAAUUGUGAAUGUCAAUGUACCCUUUCCACUAAAGGGAUCAACCCCUAUUCAUUUUGAUUUAUGCCGGCCUUCCAUUUGAAGGUUUUCUGUUGCAAUUUUUCUGUCCGACAGUGACUUGCACGUGGAAGGUGCUCUGCAAGUAGACUGUUGACACUCUUGGCAAUAUGUUGGACACUAUCUUGCAUGGUCAACUUCUUUAGAGUCAGGUGGUAUAAUAUAUAAGAUGCAUGGCCUACUAUCAUGACUAUUGAGUGAUCACUAACAAUAUAAAUUCAUGUGAAUUAUGGUCAAGUUCCAUAUUAUGCCAUUUUCUCAUGACGUGGACGUAAGACUGACACAGGGUCAUGAUUUCUUGCUGUGCCAAAUAAUUGUAUUCAUUCACGUUAUCAGUAUAGUUGCUAAACACUGUUUAUUUAUCAUAAACCACAGCUGUUGAGUUGUAUUAUUUCACCAUGCGUCUGCCGUUGUUACAUGUAAGUAGGCCUUUAUUUUUGUACAGAAAAAAGUUCAAAUUUCAACUGCUUCAUAGGGUAUCGAUGGUAUGAAAUACUGUGUUUUGAAUAUUUUGUAAUUGACAUUUUGAUCGGCUAAUGUUACAUAGAUGUGAGUUGAUAUUCAGAAAUAUUCUGUGAUUUAAGACCCUUUCCGUGAAGCUGACGGACAUAAUACGCCCAAACAUAACCUCAUGGUUGGCAAAUCAACUGAGCUAUUCUACUGUCUUAAAGGCCUACGCCGUUCGUUAAGUAUUUCAAAUUUAUAAUCGAAUUUGAAAGUUUCGAAUUGUGUAAAUACAUUCUGAAUAUAAAUGUCAACAAUUCCAUUGUGUAGACAUAUACACAAAUACUACAUGUAUAAAUACUAUAAAUAUCAAGUUUCCGCAAAUUUGCUACAUGUUACUGCACUUAGCAUUGUGUAUGGCUGCAGUUCUGUUUACCGGUUAUUACAAAUGGCGUACCCCUUUAAGGGCAGAUGGCAGCUUUGCUGUGAGUGUGACACCUUCUGCUGUGACACCUUCUGCAUGCCUUAUCCAUUAUGUUCAUCUGUGUGCGAAAAACAUUAACAUUUAUUGGUCAAAAACUGAAAAUUAAUUCAACAUGGAAAGGGUUUUAAAACUAGGUGGUGUUUUUGGUUAGCUUAAUCUUUCACCAGAUCAUCUGUAAAGUAUUUAGUUUGCUGUACCGGCCCAACUGAACUAUGAAAAAAAAUGCCCACUGGCUACCGAUUGCUUGCUGAAAUCCCUGGUUUACAGCAAAAUAAGAAUUAUGUAAAUUAUGUAAAUUGUGACUGCCGUCAUCUUCUGUGUCUGCUCCUGCCUUGGAAAAUGGUUCUCCAAGGAGUAUUACACAAUCAUGACCUGAGAGCAUUUAUAUGUGGCACUAUAGUUGGGCAACAAGUGAGGCGAUUGACCUAGUGCUUCUGUCCUUUCAAAGGAGGGCAGAAGGAUUUCAUUAAUGUUGGGGGCAUGAAGGCUGUUUCUCCACUGCAUCUGUACAUUUUCAUAAUAGCUCUUGGGUCAAAUUUGACAGAGUGGGCGUGGUAAUUUAUCCUUAUGAAUCUGAGAGACUGACUGCGUAUUCUGCAGACUGUCUCAUGUAUAAUUGACUUAACCACAAAGAAUGUGCUCUGAUGCUUGGGUCUUGGUUUAUGAGCUAGGCAAGACACAUGUAUCCUUUUUACUUUCGCUGGAUAAGUGAGAUUUGUUUGAGGACAGUGGAAUUUCUCUUGGCAGACACAUGGUUAGCAGGACACCCUCUAUAUUAAGGACAGUGGUCCCAAAUGGGUCAUUUCUGUUCAUUUUGACCUGUGUAUUGAGGACACCCUGCUAAGAAGGAGAACUUUGUUCAGUCCCAGGAGUGUCCUUAAGUGUUCUAUUGUAAUCUGUCUCAUUUGAAGUCUGUCUGUAAUUGUGACUGUGAAUUGUUAUAAGUUGAACAUAUAAAGUUGCUUAGAACUACUUCAGUAAAUAAACGAACAGAUUGAAAUAAA